Bufo bufo (common toad) is the source of this 4037-nucleotide messenger RNA. It is a transcript of the gene H6PD, whose product is annotated as hexose-6-phosphate dehydrogenase/glucose 1-dehydrogenase. Lineage: Eukaryota; Metazoa; Chordata; Amphibia; Anura; Bufonidae. Gene Ontology annotation, molecular function: 6-phosphogluconolactonase activity; glucose-6-phosphate dehydrogenase activity; NADP binding. Gene Ontology annotation, cellular component: endoplasmic reticulum. The coding region runs from base 240 to 2612 and encodes 790 amino acids. Gene Ontology annotation, biological process: pentose-phosphate shunt; glucose metabolic process; pentose-phosphate shunt, oxidative branch. The transcript is spliced from 6 exons. The record is from RefSeq and is a predicted model, not a curated record.
GGCCGCCGCCCCGCAGCCGGAGAGCGCAUGCCGCUAUUUACAUCCGUCUGUAGAGGGCGCUGCGGGGGCAGGUGAACAUGCCUGUGUGUUCCGGGAGGCGGAUCGGCCUGCAGAGGGCGCUGCGGUGACAGGUUCACGGAUGGUCUGCAUGUUUUCUCAUUUUGCUUUUGUUGGGCAGACACCAGACAUUGCAUGAGGAUCCUGCACGAGGUCUUCAGACAAGACAAUAAGUGCCCGUCAUGAUGCCGCUGAGAGCCUUGUAUUGCUUCCUCCUCCUUGGCGCUGUUGCAGUCUUCUGUAGAGAAAACAAAGGUCAUGUCUCCGUUGUACUUCUUGGCGCUACCGGCGACUUGGCCAAGAAAUACCUGUGGCAGGGUCUGUUCCAUCUGUAUCUAAAUGAGGUGGAUAGUGGCCAUAGCUUUAGCUUUCAUGGAGCUGCUCUGACUCCUCCAGAAAAGGCCGAGACAUUACUAUUCAAUGCACUAAAGUCCCUGAGCUGUCCCGCAGACGUGAACCCAGAUAGAUGUGCUCUUGUCAAAGACCAGUUCUUGAAACUGACCCGUUACAGGCAGCUGAAGACGGCCGAAAAUUUUACUGCAUUGCACCAGGACAUAUUGACUUCCCUGGCAGAAGAGGGGCUUCAUGAGGCCGGCAGGUUAUUCUAUUUGUCAGUACCACCUUUUGCAUACGCUGAUAUUGCACAGAACAUCAAUGGCAGCUGCCGGCCGCCUCCUGGAGCAUGGCUGCGCGUGGUGCUGGAGAAACCUUUCGGUCACGACUAUGACUCUGCAGAGAAGCUGUCCAAUGUCAUGCAGACAUUCUUCCAAGAAGAAGAGAUCUACAGGGUUGACCAUUACCUAGGAAAACAGACUGUCGAACAGAUUCUUCCUUUCCGGCGUCGGCACCAAAAGCACCUAGAUCCAAUAUGGAACAGACACCAUGUGGAGAGAGUGGAGAUUGUAAUGAAGGAAACAGUUGAUGCAAAAGGCAGAACCAGCUUUUAUGAAGAAUAUGGUGUUAUUCGGGACGUUAUCCAGAACCACCUGACAGAAGUCUUGACCUAUGUCGCCAUGGAAGUUCCCCGCAACCUCAGUAACGCAGAUGAUGUCCUAAGAGCAAAGUUAGAAUUACUGGCUUCACUUCAGCCUCCAGAGCACAACAGCGCUGUCAUCGGUCAGUAUCAGAACUACCUGCCGCAGGUGCGAGAGGAGAUGGAGGAAAAACAAAAUUACUUCACCAACACACAGACAUUUGCAGGUGUCCUUAUUUAUAUUGACAAUGCUCGAUGGGAAGGAGUGCCCUUUCUCCUGGUAUCUGGAAAGGACUUGGAUGAGCGGACAUCUUACGUCCGAGUGGUCUUUAAAGAUGAUGCUUUUUGUGUCCAAAAAGAAUCAAAGGAGGAUCCUGUAAAAAGUUCAUGUCAACCCAAACAGAUCAUCUUCCACAUUGGAAAUGGGGCCCUGAAUUUUCCAGCUAUUCUAGUAACUAGGAGCCUUUUCAAGCCAAGCCUUCCCUUCAGCCAAUGGAAAGAAGCAUCAGAAGUCUCAAACAUCUCUUUUUUUGGUCAGCCUAUUUCUGAAUAUUAUGUGCAUCGUCCAAGUCAAGAAAGAGAUGCUUAUACCGUGCUGAUAUCAAAUAUCUAUCGUGGAAGAAAGAGCUCCUUCAUCACAACAAAGAACCUGCUAUUUUCUUGGAGGUUCUGGACUCAACUUCUGGAGAGUCUGGAUAACCAGAUUCCUAGGAUCUACCCAGGAGGAGCAGAAACCGGGAGCUUGUUGGACUUUGUAAUAGAACAGAAAGUGCUACGUUAUGUUACAAAUGAAGACGUAGAAGUUAUCGGUAUGAACCAAAAAACAAACACCUUUGCUUCUGCCCAGUCCAUCUUCCUUGGAAACACCAUGGUGUCUAACUGGGCAGAGCCGCUUAUACAAAAAUUAGCACAAGACAUACAGACAGCUGCUGAAGAGGCCAUCAAGAGCAGAGGAACUUUCCACUUGGCUCUCUCUGGAGGCUCCAGUCCUAUUGCUUUGUUUCAGAGGUUGUCAAAGCACCACUAUGGCUUCCCUUGGAAAUAUACUCAUUUGUGGCUAGUUGACGAGAGAUGUGUGCCAUUCACAGACACAGACUCUAACUUUGGAAAUCUUGAGAGGCAUCUACUGCAGCAUGUGAGGGUUCCCUACGUGAAUAUACACCCUAUGCCGGUGCACAGGAACCAGAGACUGUGUGCUGAGGAGAACAAUGGUACAGAGGAGUAUGCGCAAGAGAUCUCUUCCCUCGUGAGCAAUUCAAGCUUCGACCUGGUGCUCUUGGGCUUGGGUAGUGAUGGCCACACAGCCUCCAUUUUUCCUGGUUCCAAAGAUGGCAUCACGGGAGAUAAACUUGUGGUAUUUUCAGAAAGUCCACUAAAGCCUAUAAACAGGAUGAGCCUUACCCUCCCACUCAUCAAUAAUGCACAGAAAGUAGCCGUUCUUAUAUUGGGCAAAGGAAAGCACGAUAUUAUAACACUGAUCAGCCGAGCCAAAAGUAACCCAGAGAAAUGGCCAAUCUUUGGAGUAAAACCCACUUUUGGCCAGUUGGUCUGGUACGUUGAUUAUGAUGCCAUGUUUAGAUAAAAUGCCUCGACAGUCUCAUCCUCAAGUGCCUUGUAUUUGGACCUGUUCACACUUUGCAGUGACAGGCUUACUUUAUGCUACUGUAUCCUACCAUUAGGGAUUAAUGUGUUUUUGAAUCUCUAUUCACUCACAUUAAUAAACACCAAAGUUUUUUUUUUUUUUUUUUACAUAUAGUAUCCCUGGAAUGAAUGUGACUACUUUUUUUUUUUUUUACCUCCAGUGACUUUUAUGGGUACUUCACUGGGGUUUAUGUAUGCAGUUUAGUGGUGGGGUUUUGGUUUUUGGAGUAGUGGUUCGAAAGGACAAGAUCUUCUUAAACGGAUUGUCUGGCCUCAAACACAGUAGUCAUAACUUGUGCCCAAUUUAGAAAAAAAAAUCUGUCUGCAGUCCCGCUGUUUCCACCUCUGUCCCGUUCACCGAAGGUAGCUAGAUCCGGUGGCCACUGCUGUAAGUGACUGACUAGAACAUGAUGUUAGUGCUGUGCUAUAGACAUGUUGUUCUGUCACAUGUGACCACAGAGGCCAGUUACUGGCCUCAGCAGUCACAGGUCCAAGUCACUUCUCUUCUGCCUGGGACUGGAAGGGGGCAGCAGACAGGUGAGCUGUUUUUAAUUGGGCACAGGUUAUGACUAUUGGGGUUGUCUCCUAGGUCGGACAACUCCUUUACUUAGUAAUGCACCCAGAGCGAGUUACAUGCCAAAGCUCUUACACACUUAGAUCUCAAAAUUACUGAAGUGUAUACUAUGCCUAAUGGAUGUGAUUUUUCUACUGACCCAUGGAAAACCACCGAUGUGUGAACAAACACAUUAAACAUGUAGAAAAUGUGGAUAGCACACAUCUGUGAAAGUUAGAAAUGUGAAUGAGGCCUUAUUUUUUGUAACAUGUACUUCAAAUAGUUAAAGCGUACCGUACUGUACCAUUUUUGUUUCAGGUGACUUUUCAGCGCAAGUUGUUGUGUGCAUGAGGAAUACCAUUAUAUCUGGUCAUUACAUGACUUGUAUAUGACAUUUAUCACCAUUUUUACCCUCUUCAGACUAUCAUUAAUUGUCAGUUUUCUAGUGGUUUGAGACAGAAACCAGCUCCAAAAUACUAGGUAGAAUUUCCUGAAAUAUGUAAGAGUCCAUUUAGACAAACUGACGCACAGGGCAAUGACCGGGAAUAAACCAUUCCUUCCCCAUCAUUGCCUUGUCAUUCAGCUGCAUUUACAUGCAGCAGUCAUCACCUCUGUAUGGGGAUGAACGAUCGCCACUACUUUAUCUCCAUACAGAUUCAUUGUUCGCCUGCCGCAUAUCUGAAAUGAUCGUUCACCUGCAGAGUUGUUGAACGCAGUAAUUUUGAAAAUUGGCAAAAAAAAAUAGUUUGCAGUGAUGUGACCUACAUUUUUUUUCAGUUGUAACUCAGAAUAUUCCAGAUAACUGUUUAAAUU